AUGUCUGUCUUUCUCUCUGCACCAUUCUACUUCAUGCAAUGCCACUGGUGUACAAGUACUACACGGCCUUUUGGGACGAGAGCGCCACCUCCUCCCCACCUCCACCUCUCUGCUCCAACCCCACUCCACCGCCACCCUGCCUUAUCAACUUCGCCUGUGUUCUUUCUUAAACAUCUUCUCCUAAGAUCGCUUUUAUAA
Molecule: messenger RNA, 198 nt
Organism: Chondrus crispus (carragheen)
Lineage: Eukaryota; Rhodophyta; Florideophyceae; Gigartinales; Gigartinaceae
Exons: 1
Coding region: 1-198 (65 amino acids)
Source: RefSeq, a predicted model, not a curated record